Larimichthys crocea (large yellow croaker) is the source of this 8226-nucleotide messenger RNA. RefSeq names its product myosin VIIBa (gene myo7ba). The record is from RefSeq and is a predicted model, not a curated record. The coding region runs from base 85 to 6783 and encodes 2232 amino acids. Gene Ontology annotation, cellular component: myosin complex; cytoskeleton. NCBI's taxonomy places the organism in Eukaryota, Metazoa, Chordata, Actinopteri, Sciaenidae. Gene Ontology annotation, molecular function: protein binding; ATP binding; cytoskeletal motor activity. The transcript is spliced from 48 exons.
ACGUUCCCUGAGCAGCAGCGGCCGCAGCGACAGGGUCUUCCACCAAAGAAACAAGUUUUCUCAGAGUUAAUCCAUGUUUUCACCAUGGUGCAUUUGAGUAAGGGGGAUUUUGUGUGGGUGGAGUCCAGUGAUGGGGUGCCGAUUGGGGCGGAGGUCAAGUUGACAGACACCGGACAGCUUCAGCUGAUCGACGAUGAAGGAAAGGAACACAAGAUCAACAAGAAGACAGAGGGCACCAUUAAGCCCAUGCACCCCACCUCCGUCAAGGGUGUGGAUGAUAUGAUAAGGCUCGGUGAUCUCAAUGAAGCCGGGCUCCUCAGGAACCUCCUGGUCCGACACAAGGAAGGUCACAUCUAUACAUACACAGGCUCCAUUCUGGUUGCAGUCAACCCUUACCAGCUGCUGCCCAUCUACACCACCGAUUAUGUGCACAUGUACACAGAUCGACGACUGGGCGAACUGCCACCGCACGUCUUUGCCAUCGCAGACAGCUGCUUUUUCAACAUGCGGCGCAACCGAAAGAACCAAUGCUGCGUCAUCAGUGGAGAAUCAGGAGCAGGGAAAACUGAGAGCACCAAGCUCAUGCUGCAAUUCCUGGCUGCAGUGAGCGGCCAGCACUCCUGGAUCGAGCAGCAGAUUCUUGAAGCGAACCCCAUUUUGGAGGCCUUCGGUAAUGCCAAAACAAUUCGAAAUGAUAACUCCAGUCGUUUUGGGAAGUACAUUGACAUCAACUUCACCCCGGGUGGAGCUAUUGAGGGGGCCCGUGUUGAGCAAUACCUGCUGGAGAAGUCCAGAGUUUGUCGUCAGGCGCCUGAGGAGAGAAACUACCACAUAUUUUACUACAUGCUGAUGGGCAUGCAGGCUGAGCAGAAGAAGAUUCUUUCCCUUGGGAGCGCUGCUGAGUACAACUAUCUGACCAUGGGUAACUGCACCAGCUGUGAAGGACGCAAUGAUGUGACGGAGUAUGCUCACUUCCGUUCAGCUCUGAAGAUCCUCAUGUUCACAGAGAAUGACUCCUGGGAAAUCUCCAAACUGCUCGCUGCUAUCCUUCACCUGGGCAAUGUAAAGUUUGAAGGCACUAUAGUGAAUAACCUAGAGGCCUGUAAAGUCAACAAAUCAUCCCAUUUCAACAUGGUCUGCCAACUUUUGGAGGUUGCUCCGAAACAGCUGGAGAAUAGUCUGACUCAGCGCUUCUUCACCACAGCCAGAGACAGUGUGACCAAAAGUCUUACCUCGGCUCAGGCUGUGGACGGCAGGGAUGCCUUCGUCAAAGCUAUUUAUGGACGACUAUUCAUUUGGGUUGUGGACAAAAUCAACGCUGCCAUUUACAAGAAAGCCGAGGGUUCCGAUGAGGUCCAACAGUCAAUCGGCUUGCUUGACAUCUUUGGCUUUGAAAACUUCAAGAAAAACAGCUUUGAGCAGCUGUGCAUCAACUAUGCCAAUGAGCAGUUGCAGCAGUUCUUCGUCAAGCACGUUUUCAAGCUGGAGCAGGAGGAGUACACCCGUGAAAACAUAGUUUGGAAGCACAUUGACUAUCAAGACAACCAACAUACCCUGGAUGUAUUGGCCAACAAACCGAUGAACAUGUUGUCUCUAAUUGAUGAGGAGAGCAACUUCCCCAAGGGCACAGAUACCACCAUGCUUCACAAAAUGAAUCAGGUCCAUGGGAAAGGGGGUAUCUAUAUUCCCCCUAAGAACAACUAUGAGACAGAGUUUGGAAUCAAGCAUUUUGCCGGAGAGGUCUACUAUGAUUCAAAAGGAUUCCUUGAGAAAAACCGUGACACCCUCAGCACAGAUCUGAUUGAACUGGUGAAGACCUCCACAAAUAAACUCCUCAAGCAGGCGUUUCAAAACCAGCUUACCACUGGUACGGUGAAGAGCAUCAACCCCAGGAUGGUCAUCAACACGUCCAGCAGCCUCCGGCAAACCUCUGAUUCCAAGAAGCAAGUGCCAACUCUGACUGGCCAGUUUCGUAAGUCUCUGGAGUCCUUGAUGAAAACUCUGACCGUGUGCCAGCCGUAUUUCAUACGCUGCAUUAAACCCAACGACUUCAAGAAGCCAAUGUUGUUUGACAGAGAGCUGUGCAUGCGUCAGCUCCGUUACUCCGGCAUGAUGGAGACCAUCAGGAUCCGAAAGGCUGGAUAUCCUGUCCGCUACACAUUCGACGAGUUCCUUGGUCGCUACCGCGUCCUUCUGAAGACUUCCCUCUGUGAUCCUAAAAAAGAAAGUAAAGAGAAAUGCUGUGAAAGCAUUUGUAAAACUGUGCUCGCUAAGGGGGAAGACUGGAAGACCGGCAAGACAAAGAUAUUCCUCAAGGACUCUCAUGACACCAUGCUUGAAGUGGAGCGAAUGAAGGAGCUAAAUGUGAAAGCACUUAUAAUCCAGAAAGUCCUGAAAGGCUACAAACACAGGAGACAAUUCCUGAGGCAAAAGGCGGCCGCUCUUGUCAUCCAGAAAUACUGGAGAGGACACAAAGGCAGAAAGCUGUACAGAACAGUCCAGCAUGGCUAUGCAAGGCUGCAGGCACAGGUCCGCUCUCGCCAACUUCACUUCCACUAUCAGAAGAAGCGGCAUGCGGCCCUUGUGCUGCAGACUGAGCUCAGAGGGUAUCUGGCUAGAAAGGAAUGGAAGCGCAAGAGGAAUGCUGUAAUCCUCCUGCAGGCACAGACCAGAGGUGUACUGGCAAGGAAAGCUCUCAAAAAGAUGAAAAGAGAUAUGUACCUCUCUGCUAAACAAAAAGAAGAAGAAAGGCAGGCCAAUUUGGAGAGACAGAAAAAAUUGGAGGAAGUGCUGAGGCAGAAAAAAGAGGAUGAAGACAAAGCUAAGACCGAAUCCAUCACAGACCAGGAGAUGGUGGACAGCAUCUUUGACUUCCUCCCCCCAAUUAUGGUUGGAGGGCAGGAGGGCCAAGCACCCGUCGGAUUUGAGAAUCUUGAGGGGAGAAGGAUUAUAGAGGAGAUAGACAUUGACGACCUACCCAUGGAGGAGGAGCUUCCUAAGGAAGAUGAUGACGACCUGGAUGAAUACUCCUUCUCCAAAUUUGCCUCCAUGUACUUCCAGGGUGCAGCCUCACCCAGCCACAUCCGCCAAAGGCUUCGACAGCCCCUGCUUUACCAUGAAGACGAAGGAGAUGUCGUGGCCUCGCUGACAGUGUGGUGGAUCAUCCUGAGGUUCAUGGGAGAUCUCCCGGAGCCAAAGAGGCAGGUCCGUCCCCAGGCAUCCUCCACGCAGGAACGCCUUCUGCCAAAGGAGCUGAUGUCCAGAAAGGACAGACGCCUCAGCCACAUGGUUGGCUUGGAUCAGAGGGUGCUAAGGAAUAAAAAAGACAGCUCGCCUUCCACCGUACCUGAGGAGCCCGCACCAAACAGAAAGACCUCCAUUUUUCAAGACAUUCUGACAAAAACCAGGAAGGCUUCUGCAGUCCCCAGCGAGACCUCUCAAAACUCAAAGAGAUACACUGUCCCAGAAGGGGCCCCUCAGGCUAGGAAGGGGUCCACAUUCACUGACCUGCUGUCCAGAAACAGAAAAGUAUCCUCUGCACAAGACAACGCAAUCCCAAGAGCCUCUCCCUCAAGCUUCAGGAAACCUUCGAUCAUCAUGGAGGAGUCAGAUGAUCUGACUGAGGUGGCCAAGCCUCCCACCCUGCAGACUGUGAACGAGAACAGUGAGGUCACAAGUGGAGAAGGACUCACCCUGGACCGGCCGCUGACCACUCUCGAAAAACUGCACAUCAUUGUGGGAUAUGCCAUCGUCAGACGUGACCUUAGAGAUGAGAUUUACUGUCAGAUCUGCAAGCAGCUCCAGGAUAACCACGUUCGCAACAGCUACUUCCGUGGCUGGAUCCUUCUGUCCCUCUGUCUGGGCAUUUUCCCUCCCAGUGACCGCUUCAUGAAGUACCUGCAAAGUUUCAUCCGAUUUGCCCCGGGAGACUACGCUACCUACUGUGCUGAGAGGCUGCGACGCACGGGACUGAACGGAGAGCGAGGGGAGCCUCCAGCCUGGCUGGAGCUGCAGGCCACCAAGACAAAAAAGCCCAUGAUUGUGUCCGUAAAGAUGUUGGACGGACGCUCCAUUAACCUGCCUGUUGACUCGGCAUCUACCUCCAAAGAGAUCUGCCAGCUCCUGGCUAACAAAGUCAAGCUCACAGACACCUUCGGCUUUUCUAUCUAUGUCGCCUUGUAUGAAAAGGUGUGGGCUCUGGGCAGCGGCCGAGAGCACGUGAUGGAUGCCAUCUCCCAGUGUGAACAGGAAGUAAAGAGGAGGGGAGGGCAGGAACAGCACGCUCCAUGGCGUCUCUUCUUCCGCAAGGAGAUCUUCACCCCCUGGCAUGACUGCAAAGAGGAUAAGCUCAGCACAGACCUCAUCUACAGACAAGUCAUCCACGGUCUGAAGUUUGGAGAGUACCUGAGUGAUAAGGAAGAUGAUCUUGUUCAGCUCACCGCAAAGCAUUUAUACGUUCAACAUGGCUCGGACAGCAGUCCAGAACAUGUUAAAGAAGCUGUUCAGGACUGCAUCACCAACUCUCUGCUGGAGGCCAAGUCAGAGGCCAAAUGGGUGCAGAUGGUCAGCACUGCUUACGCUGAGGCUCCAUAUUUGAGUUCAAGACAAAAGGCAGAUUCAGUGAAGGCGGAGAUGGUCGACUUCACCAGAGAGAAAUGGCCCAUGUUCUUCUCGAGGUUCUUUGAAGUUGCCAAACUGUCAGGCCCUCCACUGCCAAAGAGCAAGUUCAUCGUGGCCAUAAACUGGACUGGUAUCACAUUCCUGGACGAGAGAGAGAGACGUCUGCUGCAGCUCUCCUUCCCUGAAGUCACUGGAGUCAACCCCAUAAGGGAUAGCAAAGUGUCUGGGCAGGUGGUGUGCCUUCUGACACUCAAAGGAGACUUCACUCUGACUGGAGGCUCAGCUGGAGCCAUGGCGGACCUCAUUACGAUGUUCCUCAGUGGACUGACUGAGAGAUCGCAGUAUGCUGUGACCCUGAAGGAAGCCGACAAUCGAGAUGACGCCACGCUCCUGAGCUUCAAGAAAGGAGAGCUCAUCAUAAUAAUCAAAGACAACGAGUUUUCUCAGCAACGCGGCUGGAUAAAGGGACAAAAUGAGCGCACAAAACAAACAGGAGCCGUCCCCACCGAUGCCAUCGUAAUCCUGCCGACGCUCAGCAAACCCACCAACGAGGUCAUGAGCCUCAUCAACUUGUCUCCGAACCAGAGGAAGGACAUCAUAGAGGCACACCAGAAAGAAACAGGAACAGUGGGGAGAAUAGCUCCUACCACCUUGAAGGAAUUCUCCAUGGAAUACUUCAGGCAGCCCACUAAGGAUGUGAACCGUCAGGUGAUUUCCAGAAACGCUGCUCCUGAGAGGCUGUGGAUCUGCUCCAGAGAGCCAAUCAGACAGCCUCUGCUCAAGAAACUGGAAAACAAGCCAGACCUCAGCCACAAAGCCUGUCUGGCCUUCACUGCGAUCCUGAAAUAUAUGGGAGAUUACCCCGCCAAGCAGAUGCAGAGUCCUCUCGACCACACCGACCAGAUCUUCGGCCCCGCCACUAAACACGAGGAGCUCAGGGAUGAGAUCUAUGGCCAGAUCAUGAAGCAGAUGACCAGCAAUAACAACCGGUUGAGCGUGGAGCACGGCUGGCAGCUGCUGUGGCUCUGCUGUGGCCUGUUUCCUCCCAGCCAGUCUCUUCUGAAGCACACUCAGCGAUUUCUGGAGUCGCGCCGCAGAGAGCCUCUCGCGUCCGACUGUCUGCAGCGGCUGCAGAGCUCGCUGAGGAUGGAGCCCAGGAAGCUCCCGCCACACCAGGUUGAGUUAGACGCCAUCCAACUGAACAGCACCCAGAUCUUCCACAAAAUCCACUUCCCGAACGAUACAGAUGAGGUAUUUGAGGUUGGGACAAACACCAGGAUCAGGGAUCUUAUCCAGAACAUUAGCAAAAAGCUCGACCUGGCUUCGGCUGACGGCUUCAGCAUUUUCGUUAAAACACACGACAAGGUUCUCAGUUUGACUGACACAGACUACUUCUUUGACAGUUUGAGACAAAUCACUGACUGGUCCAAGAAAGCCAAGAGAAUCAAAGACGGUGGCCCAGUCAACAUACAGUACAAUGUGUUCUUCAUGAGGAAGUUGUGGUUCAAUGUGAUACCUGGCAGAGACACAGAGGCCGAUCUUAUCUUCCAUUUCCCUCAGGAGCUGCCGAAGUACCUGAGAGGCUAUCAUGUUAGCACCAAAGAAGAAAUGAUCAACAUUGCAGCACUGCUCUUCAGGAUAUCGGUCAACAAUGACAAGACCCAGCUUGUCAUGAUUCCCAAGAUGCUGAAGGAGCUGGUGCCCGGUGACCAACUGAAGGCCAUGUCUGAAAACGAGUGGAAGAAGACUAUUACCGCCGCUUAUAACAAACAAGCUGGUAUGACUGUUGAGGAAGCUAAGGUGGCCUUUCUGAAGGCGGUUUUCCGCUGGCCAACGUUCGGCUGUGCGUUCUUUGAAGUGAAGCAAACGUCAGAAGAAAAAUUCCCAGAUAUUGUGCGAAUAGCCAUCAGCAAGCAAGGACUCACCAUCAUCCACCCUAAAACAAAGGAGGUGCUAGCAAAUCACCCAUUCAAUCGCAUCGCAAACUGGUGCAGUGGAAGCACCUACUUCCACAUGACUAUUGGCAGCUUAGUCAGGGGCACCAAAUUCCUUUGUGAAACCUCCCUGGGCUACAAGAUGGAUGAUCUCAUAACGUCGUAUGUCAACAUGUACCUCAGAGAGAGGAAGGCAGCACAAACCAGGAACCAGCGCUUCGACCUCUGAGCCUCAGAGUGUGACGCAACAUGUGUGCUUAAGCCAACACGCUCGACAUGUAGUUCACACACAUACAGACACACACACACACACAAAGAAGGAGAGCAAUCAACUUUAACUUGGAUAUUGAUUUAUCGCAUGAAAGAAAGUUGUUGUAGUUUCUCACAUUUUAUUUAAAGCUGGUGUUUCUUUGGUAAAUGACUCAUGUUCUAGGUGAUACUAAUACUGUGCAUAUCAUGAUUCAAGCCCUUCAGGAUCCACAAAUAAAAAGGUUUACAAAGGUGUAUGACAAUUUGUGAAUAAAUGAUAAUUUCCGUAAAUGUUUCGUAUCUAUAAAUGUAAUAAAUGCAAAACAAAUUUACAAAUACAAACAAGCCAACUUGAAUAUUUGCCAGUAUUCUACGUAUUUCCAACUUCAGUUUAUUUAAUCUAAUGACUUUUAUUUUGAAAUACUUCCCAUGACAUAAAUGUCUUAUAAUAGUGACAUUUAUUUGCAUUCAUUUACAAAUCUGUAAAGUAUUUCAUCCACAUCUGGUGAACAAAAUUACACAAAUAUCUUUUUGGACAUUUCUAUGCAAAACAAGCAUCGUUUUACAUAUUUUUUCAAGUUGUUUGUGCAAAACAAUUCAUUGUCAUACACAUUUAUAAUCCUUGUUUUUUUUAUUUGUGGAUCAUGGAGUGUGAAUUUUUCACUACUGUUGACACUCAUUAAUCUGCCUGCCUUAAAAAUAUUAAAGGUGCCCUGUCAAGUUUAAUUGAAAAAAAGCAAAACAACAAAAAAACAAAAUGUUUGUGGUGUUUCUCACCGAAACACUUUGUAUUUAUCUCUCAGGCCAGACCACUGACCGUUAAAGAAGGGAGGGUGUAUGCGUGACGUCGCCCACAGGUUUCUGAAGAGCCGUUUUGAAGCUCACAGUUGUCAUGAACGGGGAAAUUAGCUGUAGAGACCAAAACCAUUUUUUGUACCAGGCUGUAAACAUGUUUAUUUCUGCUGUGAAGUUGGACACUUUAACACAGAAGCUUAUAGAAGCUUAUGGAGACAGCCUUAAGUGGCUGUUUAAGGAACUUCACAGCAAAGGAGGUUGCUGCUUGAGGAAUCAAUGUCUGAAAAUUCUCUUAAAAUAACAACCAAAACAAAUCAGACAUGUUUGCUCACUCACAGCCUAAUUCCUUGCCUUAGUUAGCGCGUUGCUAAGCUGCUAUGCGUGUUAACAGCACAAGAUAUGUAUUGCAUCAUUGAGAUGAUUGCGCACAUACACAUGCAUCUUUGUGCAAUCCACUUGUGAAAACAUUGAUCCAUAGUGGCCAAAAAACCUUCAUGGGUUUCCUUUAAAUUAACCAAUAUUCAGCAAAUAUUUUAAGUGCUUAAAAUGAUUACGCUCAUUUAAAAAAAAAAACAUUUAUUGUUGAGAAAUUAUUUCUGCUGAAAUGAUCAAAUAAACAUUUUCUCAU